UCUGCAUAAGGUUUAGGCAGCCAUCAACGUCUCCCUUUGAAUGAAAAUACUGUAGCUUUAAUAAUACGUUUACGCAGUUUUUAUUUGACUUUCCGAUCUCCAACUAUUUUCGCCAUUUUCUUCUCAACCAACUCGUACAAAAACCUCUACCAAAGCCACCAAAAACCCAGAUUCCAUUUUUAAUUUUAGUUUCCCACUUUUCUAUUCUCCAGCUUCAUAGUUUCUAUUAUACUUUCAAUUGAAAGAAGAUUGUUUCGAUCAGAACCAUGGAGGCAGCAUCUUUAUCUGGAGUUCUUUCCCACACCAACCUUUCUGGUUCCAACCUUAGGAAUUCUGAUUAUAGAUUUUCAAGGUCGAUUCGUAGGGGCAGAUGUGUUGCCUCUGUCUCACGCCAUUCCUCUGAGGGAUCAAAUGAUGUUGAUAAACCUUCGUCUAAAGCCCUUGUCAUCUCAAGUUCUGACUCGAAUACUAAAAAUUACAGCGCUCUCAAAGGAUCCAAUCUCAGCGGUGGCUCAAAUCAGAAAAGGAAUCUGAACUUGCAAACGAAUUGUGCGGUGGGGUUUUGCACUUUUGGUGAAAAUGUUGUAGAAUCUCAUGCACAUGCUGCAGAGGAGAAGCUUGGGGUCCUGCUUUUGAAUCUUGGAGGGCCCGAGACUCUUAACGAUGUUCAACCGUUUCUGUAUAACUUGUUUGCUGAUCCUGAUAUAAUACGGCUGCCUAGGCUGUUUAAGUUUCUUCAACGACCUUUGGCAAAGUUAAUUUCUGUUCUUCGGGCUCCCAAAAGUAAAGAAGGGUAUGCUGCCAUUGGUGGUGGCUCACCUUUGCGUAAAAUAACUGAUGAACAGGCGGAUGCUCUUAGAAUGGCUUUGGAGGCAAAGAAUGUAUGUGCCAAUAUAUAUGUUGGAAUGCGAUAUUGGUACCCAUUCACUGAGGAGGCAAUUGAGCAGAUUAAGCGGGACAGGAUAACAAAACUUGUUGUGCUGCCACUAUAUCCUCAGUUCUCCAUCUCCACAACUGGAUCAAGCGUCCGAGUUCUCCAGAGUAUAUUCAGGGAAGAUGCAUAUCUAUCAAGACUACCUGUUUCUGUCAUUCUUUCAUGGUAUCAACGACAAGGUUAUAUUAGGUCUAUGGCUGACUUGAUUGAGAAAGAGUUGGGGAGAUUUCCAAAGCCUGAAGAGGUCAUGAUAUUCUUUAGUGCUCAUGGGGUGCCCGUCAGUUAUGUUGAGGAUGCUGGAGAUCCGUACAAAGAUCAAAUGGAGGAGUGCAUCUGCUUAAUUAUGCAAGAGUUGAAAGCUAGAGGAAUUGGAAAUGAUCAUAAACUUGCUUACCAGAGUCGAGUUGGGCCUGUGCAAUGGCUGAAGCCCUACACUGAUGAAGUUCUUGUUGAGCUUGGCCAGAAAGGUGUGAAGAGUCUUCUAGCUGUUCCCAUAAGCUUUGUAAGUGAGCACAUAGAGACUCUUGAAGAGAUUGACAUGGAAUAUAAGGACUUAGCUCUUGAAUCUGGUAUCGAGAAUUGGGGUCGUGUGCCUGCUCUUGGUUGCACCUCUUCAUUCAUCACAGAUCUAGCAGAUGCUGUAGUUGAAGCUCUACCAUCAGCAAAAGCCAUGUCAACCUCAAGGGACACCGCUGAAGAAGCUGAAUAUGACCCCUUGAACUACCUUGUCAAACUGUUCCGCGGUUCAAUCUUGGCAUUCAUUUUGCUAUUGACACCAAAGGUGUUACUUGCAUUUAGAAACCAUCUCUUUUAAUGAUGAUUAAAGAAAGCUAACGUUCAUAGAGAAGACAGAGUUAUAUAUAUUAAAGGAGUUGUCCUCCAUUUAGACCUGAAUCUUAGAGACUUGUUUGGGGAUGUGCCCCAAUUCCGGCAUAUAGAAAGCAAAGAUGGGAUUUUUGCAUAAGUGUAACCUUUUGGAACCAAGAUUUUUUUUUUUCUUGGUGGUUUUGCUUAAGUGUAACCAGGGAUAUUUGCUUCCAGUGAAAUAAUAAACUUAAAAUGCAUACUUCGUCGCUGUCGAUUGUUC
Molecule: messenger RNA, 2021 nt
Organism: Theobroma cacao (cacao)
Lineage: Eukaryota; Viridiplantae; Streptophyta; Magnoliopsida; Malvales; Malvaceae
Product: ferrochelatase 1
Biological process (GO): heme biosynthetic process
Cellular component (GO): mitochondrion
Molecular function (GO): protoporphyrin ferrochelatase activity
Source: RefSeq, a predicted model, not a curated record